Molecule: messenger RNA, 1074 nt
Organism: Penicillium canariense
Lineage: Eukaryota; Fungi; Ascomycota; Eurotiomycetes; Eurotiales; Aspergillaceae
Product: zinc finger MYND domain-containing protein
Exons: 1
Coding region: 1-1074 (357 amino acids)
Source: RefSeq, a predicted model, not a curated record
AUGGAACCCCCACAACUCUUCGUGUCCAUGUCGGAUCUGACAUUGGGAGGUGGAACAGAAUCGAUUCUUCCCUCCGGUUGUGCCAUCUGCCCAAAGCAGGAAGACCUGCACCCAUGUCCGAGCUGCGUGGCCAUACGAUACUGCAGUGAUCAUCACAGAAAGUUAGACCGUCCGUCACACCGACUUAUCUGCGAGGCAAUCCGAUCCUGUCGAACCGACGUUGAGGAAGAAAGUCAGAGACUACGUCAAACCCCUGAGAGUUACUUCAACAUCAAUACAGGGAUCUUUUGGGAGCUGCCAGAAACUACCAAGUACUUGGUAGCUCUGGCGAUGCUAGUGCAAUCGUUUCGCCAAAUCAAGCAUAAGGCGUCGAUUGAACUACAGCUGACACAUAUUGUCCAUGUCUUACGGCUGGGCCGGAGGGAUUUCAUGGGCUACAGGUACCAAGUCCCAGCUCUCAUGCUCCGCCUGCACAAAGAUCAAGAGUGCUACGACUUUCUGAAGUGGUGGAUCCACAAAAUACCCAGCAAGAUCAACAUCAACAUUCGGUUGCUGUCCUUACCCAGUAUGCAGAACCUGAAUUUGCCAUGCGUCGGCUGCAGGAACGAGAACCCUUUUGAACCGGUCAAUUUCUUCAGUGAUAAAAUCCCCAUCACCACUCUCAUUCCCUUGACUCUCUUGAAAAUCAAGCUCUUAUUCGAUCUCGAACGACUGGAGCUAUCAACAUCUAUCUUCGGCUUGAGGCUUCCUGCGGAGAUCUCAAUCCUCAUCAUGGAACAUGUGCCCAUUAGCAACGCUGUCGCUGGAGACAACGGUUUUAUUGCAAGCAAAAAAGCUCGCCGGACGACAAUCACAAGGUUGAAGGAGCAGAUUCAUCUGCUGUAUUGCGAAAUCAAGGAUCGCAAUCCCCACUUCUGGUCAGCGAUGGUAUAUCCAGUGCAUCAGCGGGAAUCCAUUGCUGCAAAUAGUUUACCAAGAACUGUGAGUGAGGUGCAGACUCUUGUGAGGUGGAACUACGAGUCGUGGAUCGAGACACCUGGUGCAAUUGCGGUCAUGCAAAAUUUGAAAGGAUAA